AUGGUUACCGCUGUGUUUGAUUUUGAAAAAGUAUUGCAAUGUCCUCAUGGCAAUAUAAAUAUAUUUUACUAUAAAAGAAAGUUAUCUUCUUAUAACUUCACUGUUUACGACAUGGCUAAAAGGAAGGCCGUAUGCUACAUGUGGGACGAAUCUGUGGCAAAACGUGGUGCCAAUGAAGUAAGCAGUUGCUUAUACAAUUUCAUCAAAACCAAUAUUGACCGAGGGGCCACGGAGUUUCGUUUUUGGUCAGACAAUUGUCCUGGUCAAAAUCGUAACCGCUACGUAUAUUCAAUGUAUGUAUAUGCCGCAAUAAAGUUUGGAAUACGUAUAACACACCGAUUUUUACAAAAGGGACACACUCAAAAUGAGGGGGACAGUGUCCACUCUGUCAUUGAGAGAGCUUCUCAAACAAAAACAAUCUUCAUUCCUCAAGAAUGGCGCUUAUUAGUUAAAUGGGCUAAAAAUGAAGGAGAACCUUAUGUUGUCUACAAUGUAACCCAGAAUGAUGUGUUUGAUUUUAAAUGUCUUGUCAAUGAUAAGGUCUGGAUAAAAGACAUUCAAGGCAAAAAAAUCUGCUGGAAUAAUAUUCGUGAAGUUUAUGCAAAUGGUGUCGACCCUAACAAACUGUUUUUUAAAUAUGAUCUCAAUCAACCUGAAUAUAAUACUUUAAUUAUUCGCGGCAACACAAGGAACUCCAUACCAACUGAAUUAAAGCCUGCUUAUUCUAAACCAAUUAUGGUGCCAGCGUCUAAAUAUAAAGACCUGAUGGAUAUGUGUCAGUCAGAAGUAAUUCCCUUAGAGUAUCAUGCAUACUUUAACUCUUUGCCACAUCACAUUACUGUUGAUGUUUCAGAAGACUCAGAAUGA
Messenger RNA from Spodoptera littoralis (African cotton leafworm), 867 nucleotides. Lineage: Eukaryota; Metazoa; Arthropoda; Insecta; Lepidoptera; Noctuidae. The record is from the annotation of a GenBank genome assembly.